UAGGUGAAUCAGUUUAUUCAGUCACAUUUUCCAUUCGAUUCAAGAACAACAUCAGCUGAAGUACAGGAUGGCACGCUUUAUAGCUCUGUUUUUAGUUUUACUAAUGGCUGUUACUGUAAUGGCUCAGAUGCCUGAUAGCAUGAGCUUUGAUUCUGGUGCACGCAAAAUGCAGUUUGAUAAACUCUCUAAAGUCAUUUGUUAUACGAAGCCUGAGUAUGGCCUAUGCAAGGGCCGACGUCAGAUGUGGUAUUUUAAUAAGUAUAAACUUAAAUGCGAGAAAUUCAUCUAUUCAAAUUGCGGAGGAAAUCGUAAUCGUUACUUUACCAAAGCCGAAUGUGAUGAAUUUUGCACUGAUAGAGCUAAAGAAUGGAUCGCAAAGGAAAUGCCCAUGCGUCCUAGACAUGAUAUCAAAUAGUAAUAAUUAAUCUAUUUUAUUUGUAUACAAAAAAUAAAACUAUCAAUUUAAUUAUUGAAGUCGAGAAUGAUACGUUCUAACAAUA
This is a messenger RNA of Drosophila virilis, 500 nucleotides long. NCBI's taxonomy places the organism in Eukaryota, Metazoa, Arthropoda, Insecta, Diptera, Drosophilidae. The record is from RefSeq and is a predicted model, not a curated record.